Molecule: messenger RNA, 809 nt
Organism: Python bivittatus (Burmese python)
Lineage: Eukaryota; Metazoa; Chordata; Lepidosauria; Squamata; Pythonidae
Source: RefSeq, a predicted model, not a curated record
UUGUUUCAAGCGUCAUUGUCUUUUCUAUUCAGAAAAUUAGAAUAGCAGCACUGCGCAUGUACACAUGUUGCGUGGAGAAAAUAGACUAUGAAGAAUUCUUUAACAGAUUACAGAUGCCUGACACUUUCAACUCUUGGUUUUUAAUAGCACAGCUUCAUGUCUGGAUGUGCUUAGUACGAAUGAAGCAAGAGGGCCGAACAGGAAAAUACAUGUGUCACUAUAUAGUAUAUGCUAUGUGGGAAGAUGCUGAGCAACGUGGGAAGGUUAUGGGGGUUAAUUCUCUUAUCCUAAGAAGAAGUAUGAAAAGCUUGACAGAAGUUUUCUAUGCAUCUAUUUUUGGAUAUGAUGAGGGAAUACUCUCAGAUGAUCAUGUGCUUGCAGCAGCUAUCUGGAGAAACCUGUUUGAAAAACAUUGCAAUGAUCCUAGGCAGUUGGCAAUAAUGGUAGAAUAUGUGCGCAAGCAGGUGCAGCAUUUGGAUGCUAUGUCAGGAGAAGACCUGCUGCUGUCUGGGGAAGUGACUUGGCGCCCCCUUGUGGAACCUAAUCCACAAAGCAUUGUGAAGCCUGCUUUUCCAGUAUAUAAUGAUGAAGGACUUUGAAUCCUUGUCAACCAACAAGAAAAUGUUUGCUGUUGUGUAUUACCUUUACACAUUGAACAAUUCCUGGAACCAGGACUUGACUUACACUGUGGGGGUUCUUAGGACAACCAUAAUAAAUGCUGUAUUGCUAUGUUAAAAAGUGAUUAAGAGUUCCUUCUUUUGUAAUUGUAUACUGUAAUAAACCUAAAGACCAUGCUGUUUUUAGUAGUA